Dinoponera quadriceps is the source of this 629-nucleotide messenger RNA. RefSeq names its product 28S ribosomal protein S18a, mitochondrial (gene mRpS18A). Gene Ontology annotation, molecular function: structural constituent of ribosome; small ribosomal subunit rRNA binding. Bases 63 to 563 code for a protein of 166 amino acids. NCBI's taxonomy places the organism in Eukaryota, Metazoa, Arthropoda, Insecta, Hymenoptera, Formicidae. Gene Ontology annotation, biological process: mitochondrial translation. The transcript is spliced from 4 exons. The record is from RefSeq and is a predicted model, not a curated record. Gene Ontology annotation, cellular component: mitochondrial small ribosomal subunit; ribosome.
UAAUAUCUCUCAAGAACGUACCCGGAAACGAACAAACCUCGAGUCUUGUGUAGUUUGCAAAAAUGGCGCUUUUAUACCGGAUUGUGAGACAGUUUGCGAAAAAUAUCAUUCUCCCCGAAUCUAACAGGAAUAUAUCGUUGUCUGCGACUACACGUUUAAGAGAAAUUAUUACAAAGAAGGAAGGUAACACCUUAAUUAUCGAAGGUGCAAGGGUACCGGAAGAUACACGCCGAAAAUUGAAACUGCAAUCGAAGGCCUGUCCUAUCUGUGCCACAGGACUUGAUGUUAAACAUACAGAUGUUCUUAUUCUGAGUCAGUUCUUACGAUCAGAUGGUUGCAUGUUACCACGUAGGAUAACCGGUCUAUGUAACAUACAACAGAAAAGGAUUGGCAUUAUGGUGACUAUGGCUCAGGAAGCAGGCUUGAUGCCAUCACUACGGAGUGGGAAAAAUCCCAAGCGUAGACAGAAAUGGAGAAAAUAUAACACAUAUUACGAUGAGAGUACCAUUAAACAAAGAUAUCGGACCUUAUCGUUGGAUGUACGGAAUAUGACGACUAAAUAGCAUGUAUAUAUGUUAUUGAAUAGUCGCUAUUUGUGUAAUUAAUCAUAUUAAAUUCUGCCAUCUGUA